Messenger RNA from Giardia duodenalis, 573 nucleotides. Its product is annotated as DNA-directed RNA polymerase II subunit RPB7. The transcript has a single exon. Lineage: Eukaryota; Fornicata; Diplomonadida; Hexamitidae. The coding region runs from base 1 to 573 and encodes 190 amino acids. The record is from RefSeq and is a predicted model, not a curated record.
AUGCUCUUCCACAUUGAGGCCACGGAGACGGUCCAGCUUCGCCCGUGCGACUUCCACGAGCACUACGCUACGGCAGUUAUUGCACUGAUGAAGGAACAGCUUUUUAAUGGGGUGUCUCACACGUUUGGAAAAGUCCUUCAAGUCAUAAUACACCCAGACUUGAUCCCAAAAACGCCUCUCCUGCAGCCCCAUACUGGUGUAGCGACAUUCCAGGUGGCAUACAAAGCUAUAAUAGAGCGUCCAAUGCGUAAUGAGCGAGCUGUGGCAUAUGUUGAGAGUAUCGAGCGGAGCAAUGAUAACUUCUUUAUACUGAAACUUCUGUUGGGCUCAUAUAUUCUCGAAACUACGCUCUUAGACAAGCUGUACCGAGAAACAUCAAUAGGGGGGCUGGAGCUGGUCGAAGAAAACUACAGCCCGAAGGAAGACAACGCCUUUCGUCUUGAGAAGAUAAGCCAAGGGGACUUUGUGCGCAUUAUAGUCACCUCCUCAGACUCCUGUCAACUAAUGGACGCCGCCCAAGAGGACGACGUCGAGUCGGACGACGAGGAUAAGGGAUACUAUGGCGACGAUUAA